UUCAGAAAUAAAUUCAGCGAUUUUCUGAGCGAAGAUUCCAGAGCAGGCCUGUAAUUUCCCGCUGGAUUUAGCGUCCGCGUCGCUCGACUACGAGGGGCGACGGAGAAAAAGAACGGCUCGUUUUAACAUGCCGACUUCUUUUUUUUGUUUGUUUUUCAGAUCUCACUCUCGACUGAACCGAUCCAGAGAGAAGAUAACAAGAGGAGGGAGAGGAACGAAGCGAGCGAUCACUGACCACAGCGCUCCGGACUCCACGAGCCUCGGUAGCCGUGGCCGAUCACCAGCGGAGCGAUGAGCACUCAGGACGCGCCCGCCGUGAGCCUGAAGAAGGCCGACCCCCCCGCCGAGAAGCUCAAGGUCCAGGUCGUACCUGCCGCGUCGCCCAAGUCCGCCGCGUGCCACGUGAAGCUGGAACCUCAGCGCACGCCCACCAGCACCUCCAGCAACGGGAAAGAGAGCGAUGGCAGCCUGCCCGCCGAGAUCUGCGUGGUCAUCGGCAGCCCUCGCAAUUCCCAAACUCAAGGAUCCUACGUGUGUCGGGUUUGUGGGAAGAAGUACAAAUAUUACAACUGCUUCCAGACCCACGUCCGCGCUCACAGAGAGUCGGAGGGUGCAUUACCCCCAGAUCCGGCACCUCACGGCCCUAACAAUUCGUUCCGCUACACGUGUGAUAUAUGUGGGAAGAAGUACAAGUACUACAGCUGCUUCCAGGAGCACAGAGAGCUGCACGCCGUCGACGACCCCUAUGAUCAUGUGAUUCCUGUGGAAGAACCAAAGGAGGAGACUGAGACCUAUCAGAAAAUCGGACCAAAAACCGGGAGCUACACGUGCGAGUUCUGCGGGAAACAAUACAAGUAUUUCAACCCCUAUCAGGAACACGUGGCGCUUCACACUCCGCUGAAAAGCUCCUUCGGAUUGAAAAUGGACCAAAAAACGCCGGUGCAGUCGAGUCGCGGGGACGCCAACAGCUCUCAGGAAUCGAGCGAAACUCCGAGCCCCAUGGUGCCCACCUCGUUCCCGCCCUCUCAGAAGGCGUACACGUGCGGGUCCUGCGGGAUUCAGUUCCAGUUCUACAGCAACCUCAUGGAGCACAUGCAGUCGCACGCCGCGGAUAAUGAGAAUCACACUAAAGAGGACGCGGCCAAACCCAGCCCGGCGCCGCCGGCGCCUCAGGAGCAGACGUGGAAAUCGCCCCCUCCUGCCCAGAGGAACCACGUCCCUACGUUCCUUUCAGGCACGGUGGAGAAGCAUGUAGUGUCGGAGCUGCCCAGCUCCAGGAACCCAGGUUCGAUUCUCACCUCAGAGAACCGGUUGCUCCCGGAGAAGGAGCGUCAGCAGGUUGCCGAGCGUCUCCUGCGCAUGAUGUGUACGGAUCUGGGUCUUCUGGGCGCCCUCAGCAGCAAGGACUUCCUCAAGCUUGCCCAGACUCUGGUCGAUACGGGUUCCCGCCACGGUGCCUACUCCAUCCGCGAGGCCCUCGGAGACAUGAGCACCUUGGCACUCAAGCAGCUUCCUCGAAUGUACAAUCAGGUCAAGGUGAAGGUCACCUGUGCCUUGGGGUCAAACUCUUCCCUGGGCAUUGCCGUGACCUGCCACUCACAGACUAUAGGCCCGGAUUCCUGCUACAUACUAACGGCCUAUCAGGUCGAGGGUGUCCGACUACGACGCUACGUCCUGGGACUUAAGGAGGCGACUCUACGGGAGACUCCUGAACAUAUUCACCACUGGGUCCAGAAUGUUCUCUCAGAGUUCGUCAUGUCUGAAAUUCGUACCGUGUACAUCACCGAGCCGCGGCUUUCCGCUUUAUCUACCUGCGGCAGGUCAAGUCUCAGCCUGCGGUGUGCCGGAUGCUCCCUUUCGGCCACCGUUCAGGCGGUCCUCGGACGGCGUAGCCUGCAGGCCAGGGGUCUUCAUGAACUCGGUGAACUUCUGGCGACGUGUCGAGACAUCGCCUCGAUGACGAGCUUUAACCGUGAGAAAUCCUCAGAAGAAGCUUCUCCACCGCCGCCCUGCUGGGAUUUGUCGGCUGAGGCGUUGCUCAAGGUCCAUGAAAACUUUGAGGCCAUUUGCAAGAGCACCGCACCGCUUCUCCAAGGCCUCAACAAGCACCUGCUUGGGACGCUGGCUUCCCUGUUGGCGCCGCUUCGCCAGGCUCUGCUGGAGCUGGGAGGUGAUCGCUGGCCGACUAUCCAGCAAGUCCUGCCGGUCUACCUUCGCCUGGAGAAGCUUUUCACCUCCAAGGCUGGAGAGGCAGGAGCUGGCAGCAAACUUUGCCACUACUUUCUGGAGGCACUGAAGGAAAACUUCAAGGUGGAGCGAGUCCAUCAGGUUGCGAUGAUCCUUGACCCGCAGCUCAAGCUCCGACCAGUUCCGGGAUACCAACACGAGGAGAUCAUCUCCAGGGUGUGUGAAAUGGCAGCCAGCAUGAAGGACCCGAGCGGAGGCUCGUCCGGGACCUCCGGAGACGAGAGGGACUGCGACGGGCCGGCCGGUCCCAAGAAAGGCCGCAUGGAAAUCAACCUGGACAGGCCGUCUUGCUCCGCUGAAGAUCCGCAGGUCCGGAAGGAACUGUUUCAGUACCUGGGAGAACCACUCUUCCAAGCCACGGGCGAUCUGUUUCAGUACUGGAGCUCAGUCAUGGACAGAUACCCGAGGUUGUCCCGGUUGGCGCUUUGGCUCUUGGCCGUGCCCGCGAUGGGUGUCCGGAGCGAAUGCGUCAGCAUCUGCGAGCAGACCUUCGCUCUGAAACGGAAGCGAGAGGUCACUCCUGAAGAGAUGAACAAGCUUGUUUUUCUCAAGUGCAAUUUCGCCUGAACGGGGGGCCACACCAGUCGGACUGUCCAGACCUCGUGUAGACAAAAAAAAUUGUAGCAUUCACUUACAUUUUUGGUUUGGACUCUGAGUUGUUGACUUCUUGGGUUCUUGACUAAGACUGAGAGCUUUGUUGGGAAGACGUCGAGUUCUUUUUUGGGCAUCUGCUUGGAGCAAUACUUUAAGGACUAGAUAUUGCCGACACACCUCAAACCUAGUCAAGGGUAGCAAACACCCUCGAACUUUUAAAAACGUACUUUUAUUGCCAAUGCUUGAAUCAUCUAAACCAAAACAUGGACACACUGUAUGCUUUACUUUCCUCUACGAAGUGUUUCAUUCAGAUCAGGAUCGGCUAGACUGUUUUUAUUCCGGUGCCCUUGUCGUCUUGUCGUCCGGUCAUCCCGCUUGGAUUACAAGUGUCGGUCAAGUGUCUUUUUAUUUUAUUUAGCGUUUUUACUAGCUGCCAGAGAAAAACGAACCCCGAACAACCCUAAACUGUUAGUACCAGAGCGGAUUCUCACCUAGUUCAUAAAGAGACUGAAGGCCCACCAGUGCUGAGAUCUCAGGCUCUAGAGUUCCAAUAUCGGCUCUGCUACCAGCCGACACAGACUCACAAUUGGCUGCGUGUCUGUUGGGGAGAUCAUGGCCGGAGCAAGUUGGUAGCGGCCGCAUUUUGACCGGCUUUCUAUAAGAUUCAUGUAGAACAAACACUGGUGGUUGGAACUAAAGAUUAUAAAAGAUUUAUUGAGUGUGGAUGGUGCUGCAAAGCCGUGACGAAGUCGUUUCUGUUGCCUUUUUAUUACGUGAUGUCACGUGGCGUCGUUUCAGAUCAAGUCUUGCACAAAGGAACCGCAGUACAAAAACACAUUGUGCAAUUUUAGUUGUGAAAAUACGAUGUUAUUGAACACCUAUUAUCAUUUGAAAUGAAUCUUUCACGUCACUGUGGAGGAAUUUUAGCUGGCUUUUUGGAUACUUAGAUUACAGCGUAGUGUUCCUGUAGAUACUCAGUUUUAAUUUGUUUAAUUGUUGUAUGAAAUUCGCUUUCAUUUCAAAGGAAUCUGAAUGAAUGAUAACUUGUUGCUCAAAUGAAGCGGACGGAACAAAUGUUCGGUGUUUUUGUACUGCAGUUCAUUUUGUGUAAUAGCCUGUAUUGAUCCGAGAUCAUUCAAUACCAGUCGGGAGGUGAGGAAUUUAUUUUUCACACUUCCUGACAAAUCCUGACAAAAUGAGACGUCCCUCACCUAAAAAUGCACACCCUGAAUGAUAAAUACGCUGGUUUCACUCCACCCAGGGAUAUAAAAACGGUUUUAAAGGCGAGGCGAGGCAGCUACGUUGUUUUCUGGCAGCGUCCAGCGGUUUUUUAAUGUUGUGUUUUGUUCUGGCCUUCAUGCACUGGAUUUAAUGACUGUUUUAACUAAAUCGGGUGAAGCUCUAGUACUAAUCCUCCAGCGGUUUGUACCCAUCAGACCUGGUUUGAUGGUCCGUACCUGUACCUCGGUCUUCACUCUGGUCUCUGAGACUCGGCUGCUUUUAUUUCCGACUGUAUUACACGGACAGACCGUAUUACUCGGCAUCCCGCGUCCGUUUUAUAGCCUCUAGAGGGCACCGUCGAGCACCUGCUUCGGUGGGAGUCACCAACGUCGUACCUCCUUUUCUAUACUCAACCUUCGGACACUUUGAUAGAACCCGUCGCAGAUCCGAAGUUUAUUUUUGGCCCGGGGAACGUAGCGGAUCACAAGCGACUCUUGUACAGCCCGACGGCGUUCACGUUCAUCCUCACGUUUGCAAUAUUUAAACGACAUGUACUCUUGUUUAGGAACCGUUUUUAGGCUUUUAGAUUUGAGGUUUUUUUUCUUCAUGAAUGUUGUGUGACAUGUUUGAACAGUAGGUCUAAUUUAUACUUUUUUAGCACACUAUUUUUAUAUCUAUAUAGAUAGUUAAUAGAAGUUUAAGUCAUCACGGAGUUUCAGUAGUUCAGAGCGCUGAGCAGCAUCCUCACAAUCUAUCGUACUGUGUGAAUAAAAUGUACUGAAACUGA
This is a messenger RNA of Trichomycterus rosablanca, 4849 nucleotides long. It is a transcript of the gene znf618, whose product is annotated as zinc finger protein 618. Gene Ontology annotation, molecular function: protein dimerization activity. Lineage: Eukaryota; Metazoa; Chordata; Actinopteri; Siluriformes; Trichomycteridae. The transcript is spliced from 13 exons. Bases 292 to 2814 code for a protein of 840 amino acids. The record is from RefSeq and is a predicted model, not a curated record.